AUGGCGUGGUAUUCCAUCCUUCCGUCGGAGCUUACCCAUCUUGAGAGCUGGGCAGCUCGUGUCUUCUUCCUCCUCGGUCUCAUCACCAUUGGCCCCUGGGCCUUCCUCAUACUCCUAGAUGCAACAAUCUGGAUAUAUCGUUUGAUUCUUUGGGAAAUCCCCUGGAUUGGUGGAAGAGCACGUGGUCGACAGCGUCCUCGCGCCCCGAGCUUGAAUGAACGUCCGGGCGGGCAACGGAGGGCAUUUGGAUUGCGCGGCGUGGAGACGGAUACUGGCGAUAGCGAAGGGGGAGAUCGAGAUGAUUCUCUAGGGCUCAAGAGGGAGAUAGGUCACGACUCUCGUAAGGAGAACGUGAGCCCUGUAGUCCAAGCAUUGAAUCCAUAUUUGAGUGGAGAUGGGAUCUUGAAACAAAGAAGCUCAGGGCAGAUGUGA
Molecule: messenger RNA, 432 nt
Organism: Penicillium egyptiacum
Lineage: Eukaryota; Fungi; Ascomycota; Eurotiomycetes; Eurotiales; Aspergillaceae
Source: the annotation of a GenBank genome assembly